Molecule: messenger RNA, 816 nt
Organism: Aspergillus oryzae RIB40
Lineage: Eukaryota; Fungi; Ascomycota; Eurotiomycetes; Eurotiales; Aspergillaceae
Product: Bax inhibitor-1 family protein
Exons: 3
Coding region: 1-816 (271 amino acids)
Cellular component (GO): membrane
Source: RefSeq, a predicted model, not a curated record
AUGGCUGCUAAUACUAGAUAUGAGCCAGCUCCUCAGCGGGACUCGUUUGAGGAGCGCGGAUACACUCAGCCCCCGCCAUCUUAUCAGGCAACGGCCGAAUACUCACAAGCGCCUCGCAGUGAGGACGACAAUGUUCCCGAUGACUUCAAAUUCGGUGGAAUGGUCGCAGAAGGAACGCUACCUAUCCGGAUGCAAUUUGUCCGGAAGGUCUAUGCCAUCCUAACUGCACAGCUCCUGUUGACCACCAUCAUGAGCUCGAUCUCCUUCUUCAGCGACAGCUACCGCCUAUGGAUUCAGUCCAACUUCUGGCUGAUGAUCGUCUCAGUCUUCGGUGCCUUGGGUUUUAUGCUCGUAACAUACUGGAAGCGCAAGAGCUACCCGGCCAACCUUCUUUUCCUGACUGCUUUCACGGUUCUCGAGGCCUACUCCAUCAGUGUCGUGACAUCCUUCUAUGACGCGCGCAUCGUAGUGCAAGCCCUUAUCCUGACGCUCGGCAUGUUCGUCGCGCUCACGCUCUUCGCAUGCCAGACGAAGUACGAUUUCACGAACUGGAUGCCAUACCUGUUUGGUGCGCUCUGGUUCUUGAUCCUGUUCGGCUUCGUCGCUGCGUUCCUCCCCAACAGCUCUACCGUUGAGCUUAUCUACAGCGGAUUGGCGGCGUUGAUCUUCUCGGGCUAUAUCCUUGUUGACACGCAGCUAAUCAUGAGACACUACCAUGUUGAGGAGGAGAUUGCCGCGAGCAUCUCGCUCUACUUGGAUAUUCUGAACCUGUUCCUGGCCAUCCUCCGAAUCUUAAACAACCAGCAGAACAAUUAA